This is a messenger RNA of Sus scrofa (pig), 612 nucleotides long. It is a transcript of the gene H2BC8, whose product is annotated as H2B clustered histone 8. The record is from RefSeq and is a predicted model, not a curated record. Gene Ontology annotation, molecular function: structural constituent of chromatin; DNA binding; protein heterodimerization activity. NCBI's taxonomy places the organism in Eukaryota, Metazoa, Chordata, Mammalia, Artiodactyla, Suidae. Gene Ontology annotation, cellular component: nucleosome.
CGCUCUAAACGCAAGCAGACAUUUAAGAAUCUCUGUUUAGUGUGGUUCUGCAGUUCUGUUAAAAUGCCUGAACCAGCGAAAUCUGCUCCAGCCCCCAAAAAGGGCUCCAAGAAAGCCGUGACCAAGGCGCAGAAGAAAGAUGGCAAGAAGCGCAAGCGCAGCCGCAAGGAGAGCUACUCCGUGUACGUGUACAAGGUGCUGAAGCAGGUCCACCCGGACACUGGCAUCUCGUCCAAAGCCAUGGGCAUCAUGAACUCCUUUGUCAACGACAUCUUCGAGCGCAUCGCGGGUGAGGCCUCGCGGCUGGCGCAUUACAACAAGCGCUCGACCAUCACGUCCCGGGAGAUCCAGACGGCCGUGCGGCUGCUGCUGCCCGGGGAGUUGGCCAAGCACGCCGUGUCCGAGGGCACCAAGGCUGUCACCAAGUACACCAGCUCCAAGUAGAUGUGCUUAAAGGCACCGUCAAACCCAAAGGCUCUUUUCAGAGCCACUUACAUUUUCAUUUAAAGAGCUGUGAUCGUUUCCUGUCUGGGCAUAAUUUGUCCCUGAAUUUUCUGUGCUUUCUGUUCAGGUAAUUCCAGAUAAAGAGCUCCUUGUUCUCAGUUUAAAAAA